AUGGCACACAACGUUGAUACCAGUUCUCUGGCGUGGGAUACGAUGUCGGCAACCGCCUGCAAAUUCCCAGUACUUUUGAGUGAUGGUGAAAUAUUCUCUGGGCCCGAACUGGGAGAAGUAUCCAUUACACUGCCCACUUGUGAGGCAACUCAAGAGUUCUGUGCAAACGAAGAUGUACCCCUCCAUGCCAUAUUUCAGGCAGUCUGGGCUGUGGCCUUGAAAACCUUCACAGGGAAUAGGAACGUUUGUGCAGCAUCAAUAUCUGGAACUGGCAUUGGCGUAUUUUCACUAGCCAUAGGUGAAAAUAUAUCAGUUAUUGAUUUGCUCAUGUCUGUACAAAGGGAAACAAGGGAUAUUGUUCUUAGAAAUGAAAGUCCUAUCCUUACCGGACUACCGUGCAACUCUGCUGUUUAUAUGUCUGAGGGGAAGAAGAACAUACAAUGGAAACAGGAGUUCAACGUCUGGCUCCACGUAGAGAAUAGGGGGCGCUUUUUAGGAGCUUCACUGUUUUAUAGAACUGAAAAAUUGGCCCCAGGAUAUGCGGAAAUAGUGGCUGCUACAGUCAGUCAAAUUUUGGGGGAAAUGCUUGCCAACCCUUCUCGGAAAAUAUCUCAAGUUGGCCUGGUUCAUCCUCGGGUAUUCGAUCAGCUACGGGCAUGGAGUAGCAGUCCUCCAGCAUCAGUAGAUAGAUGCGUGGGCACGAUGUUUGAGGACGCCGCCUCUAAGCAUCCGCUAAAUCUAGCUGUGCAAACUUCAGAACGUAGCAUCAGCUACCAGGAACUGGAUGCUUUGAGCGGGGAAUUAGCUCUACAUCUGCAGAGUUUGGGGGUGGUAUCGGAGUCAAUCGUAGUGCUUUGCUUUCCCAAGUCCGUAUAUGCUGUUAUAGCGAUGCUGGCUGUUGUCCGAGCUGGAGGCGCCAUACUGUUUCUUGACCCUUCGCAUCCAGAAAAAAGGCACCAAGAAAUUGCCGAGCAGGUUAACUCGCGAUUGAUCCUCACUGCACCGCAAUAUUCUCAAAGAUGGGGAUGGUUUGACGGAAUUAUACUGCCAGUUGAUUCUGUACUUGUGGAUUCUCUCCAGCUGGGCCCGGAAUCUUUUGCCCAGCAGGCCAUUUCGACGGCUACCUCUUCGAGUGCACUAUACAUUAUCUUUACGUCAGGAAGUACUGGAAAACCUAAAGGCUGCGUGGUGGAGCAUCGUCAGUUCCUCACUGGUUCUAUAGCACAACAGAGGGCGUCAAGAAUGAGCCAUAGCGACAGGGUACUUCAACUUGCUUCGUUUACUUUUGAUGUAAGCAUCUUGGAGAUCUUUACUUCGCUCAUCACGGGUGCCUGUGUAUGUAUCCCCAAUGACCAAGAGCGGUCUAAGGGCCCGGAAGCAUGUAUACAGCAGUUCGGCAUUACCUGGGCAUUCUUAACCCCCUCGCUCGUGAAACUCGUGAGUCCAAAGAAGGUUCCAACCCUCAAGUUUCUCGUACUUGGCGGUGAGGCUUGUCAGCAGAGAUUAUCCAGACUUGGGCACGCAUGUUCCGCUUGCGAUGGGUUAUGGGCUACAGAGUGCUCGAUUGCUGCCACUGCCAAUCCCAAAAUAUAUCUGCGACAACGAGCCACACUAAUAUUGGUUACCCCGCUGGGUGGGUGCUGCUGGAUUGUUGAUAGAGAUGAUCAUGAUAAACUUCUUCCAAUUGGUUCACCUGGUGAGCUUCUAAUUCAGGGCCCAAUCGUCGCACGUGGAUACUUGAACGAGCCGGAAAAGACCGAGGCAGCCUUUCUAAAUUCAACAAAAUGGAUGGCAAUCAAACCCACGGGCUCCUCUCGGAUCUACAAAACCGGUGAUCUAGCCCGGUUUAAUUUCGAUGGUAGCAUUUCUUUCAUUGGGCGCAAAGAUAGUCAGGUGAAAUUGCGGGGAUUGAGGAUUGAACUGGGUGAGAUUGAACACCAUCUGGUGGCCCACGAGUUGGUCGAACAGGCAGCUGUAGUGCUUGUAAACGAAGGCCCAUGCCAAGGGACGUUAACAGCCAUGAUAUCGUUGAAACACUUCAGGCAGCCGUCUAUAGGGAUCGAAUUAGUAGACGAGCACAAAUUCCCAAUGGCGAAAUCAGAACUGGAAAGAAUCGCAAAUCAUCUAUCACAGCAACUCCCAAACUACAUGCACCCAACGGUCUGGAUUCCUGUAAGAUCUAUCCCAUUGACGAUUUCUAGCAAGCAGAAUGGAGUUGCGGUCCGCCAGUGGGUGGCAGCUAUGUCAUUAGACAUAUUCAAUCUUGCGAUUGGUAGAAACGAAAGGACGGAAACUCAGAGGAUUCAUCCAUCAAACAGCCGAGAAAAAGAGUUACAAGAAAUGUGCAGAGUAGCCGUCGGUUUAGAACGGUCAGAGGAUGUCUGGCUGGAUAAAUCCUUUAUCCAAAACGGAGGUGACUCUAUCAAGGCUAUGCAGUUGCUGGGUACAUUGCGUGAUAAAGGUCUAGUCGUAAAGCUCGAAGAUAUCAUGCAAUGCCCAAACUUAUUAGAGCUUGCAAACAAGAUUGAAGAUCGAGAUACCAUCCACGACAACGAGGCCCAAGUCCUCCAUGAAUGGUCACCAUUCGUAGUUGACAAGGAAAGAGUGUUGCAACAGGGGCUCCAGGUGGAUCAGGUGGAAGAUAUUUAUCCGCUGUCGGCAGUUCAGCGUGGGAUCCUUCUGGCCCAGCAACAAGACCCCGACAGAUAUCAGCUCCGUAUCACUUGUGAGGCCGUGUCAUCGCGAGGAGCGGAAGAUGCUCACCCUGAGGUUGAUGAAGACGGAGGCCAGGAAGAAAGACGGGGCUUACUAAUAAAGGCUUGGCGGCAGGUCGUUCAACGACAUCCCGUUCUGCGCACCAUCUUCAUCGACACAGCAGCCGAAGACGGCCUUUUCGAUCAGCUAGUUCUCAAGACAGAUGAUAGAUCGGCCGUUUUAUGGCAAUGCGAUGAUGAAGAUGACUUUUGGCAAAGCCUGGAGAGCUACAAACGAACUGACGGGCCCCACGAGCCGCCAGUCGCUUUCAUCGUUGCGUCCAUCAAAGCGGAAAGAAAGCUCUUCUGCACGAUUGAUAUUAGUCAUGCCCUGAUUGAUGGUGUCUCCGUUCUAGUGCUGUUAAGAGACAUAUGUCAGGCAUAUGGAGGCCUGCUAGACAUCAGCCAGACUGUGGAUUACUCACCAUUCAUCCGGUACCUCCAGCAGCACCCAUCCGGCUCCUCCAUCUCGUACUGGACCCGGUGUUUGUUAGGCGUGACCCCAUGCUACUUUCCAGCUCUUAACGACGAUUUUUCUGUUAAGGAGAAUCGGCCGCGCGAGCUACUGGUUGAAAUCGAGAAUGCAGACGCAAUCCACGCGUUUUGUGCACUGCAUAAUUUUACGCCAGCUACUGUUUUUCAAGCAGCGUGGGCAAUUACCCUAAAGGCUUAUACCGGACGCGAUGAUGUAUGCUUUGGUUAUCUGACAUCUGGUCGCGACCUUCCAGUACCGAAUAUCCAUAACGCAGUAGGCGUGUUUGUGAAUAUGAUGAUUUAUAGAGCGUCGCUCUUAGCAGACAAGGCAGUUUCCGUGGUCCUAAAGGAGGCCCAAGAUAGCUUCCUUAGCGGUCUACCACACCAACAUUGUUCGGUUGCUGAGAUACAGCACGCACUUUGUGUUUCCCAGCCAUUGUUUAAUACUAUUUUGUCGCUGCAGAGUGCUGAAAGCGAGGUGAUAGCUACUGUUGGCUCUGGCAACGGUGUCAUUUUCAGAGUAAUAGCUGAAAGGGAUCCUACAGAGUAUAACAUAUCUCUCAAUGUCUUUGUAUCUAAGAAAAGGGUGUCCCUGACUUUACGUCAUUUUGAUUCUACUCUGAGCAGUGUGAUGGCUGGAAACGUCCUUGGAACACUCCGACAUGUCAUUGAUUUGCUUAUCAACAACUAUUAUCGGUUACUAGGAGAAUUAAAGGUAAUGAGCACUCGUGACCAUGCUCAAAUCGGGCACUGGAAUCGUGAUCAGUGGCCGGCGGUGAAUGAUUGUGUUCACGAACUUAUCCACACGCAAGCGGAAAUACGGCCACAUGCCAAUGCGGUGGAAGCUUGGGAUGGACACUUCACCUACAAGGAACUUGAUGAUAUUUCAACAACACUGGCUGUGCACCUUGCAGACCACGCUGUGGGGCCCAACAUCCUCGUACCCAUAUGCUUCCCUAAAUCAUGCUGGACAGUUGUAUCACAGCUGGCCGUCCUUAAGGCUGGAGGAGCGUGCGUUGCAUUUGAUCCUGAGCACCCCCAAAGUCGUAGAGUGGAAAUGCUCAGACAAUGCAAGGCAAUUGUUGCCCUCGUUUCCGAAGCGAAUAAGCCGCUGUUUGAUGAACUUGUGUCUACUGUACUCAUCAUUGAUUCACCAUACAUGGAAACCUUGCAGCGUGGUCCGCCUGGCAUACUGAGCCCAGUAGCUUCCUCGCCUGAUAAUCCCGCUUUCGUUGUUUUUACUUCUGGGAGUACUGGUAAACCCAAAGGUAUUGUCGUCGAACACCGUGCACUCUGUAGUAGCAUUCAAGCCUAUGGGCCAGCUUUGAAAUAUGAACCUAACGCGCGUGUUUUACAAUUCGCCGCCUACACAUUUGACGUUAGCAUAGGCGAAACUUUUGGCUGUCUAGCACGGGGCGGAAUUUUGUGUAUCCCAAACGAUGAAGAGAGGCUGAACGAUCUUGCCGGGGUGAUCAAUCGCCUUAACACAAAUGUAUUAUAUCUCACCCCGUCCGUGAUCAGCCUCCUGCAACCCUCCGAAGUUCCUGGAAUUCAUACCCUAGCCUUGGGCGGUGAGGCCAUCCGAAGGGAGAAUAUCGAGCUAUGGGCAGAACAUAUCAAUCUAGUGAAUAUAUAUGGCCCUGCAGAAUGCUCGGUUUGGUCAACGGCUCUACUAUUUGUACCGCGCUCUGCAUCUCCACAGAAUAUUGGAUAUGGUUUAGGUGCUCGAAUGUGGAUUGCAGAAGCAGAUGAUCCUUCCAAGCUUUGCGUCGUCGGCGCUGUGGGUGAGCUACUUAUUGAAGGGCCGAUUGUCGCUCGAGGCUACCUUAAUGAUGAGAUUAGAAGCAACGCAGUAUUUAUACCACCCCCUACUUGGUUAACGGAGUAUGAUCCCCGCGUGGUCGAGUUUCCAACCAAAGUAUAUCGUACGGGUGACUUAGCUCGAUAUAACUCGGAUGGUUCCCUUCAUUUUAUGGGGCGCCGCGACCACCAGGUAAAACUACAUGGCCAGCGUGUUGAAUUGGGGGAGAUUGACCACACUUUGCUAUUAUACGAGGGUGUCCAAAAUGCUGUGGCACUAGUGCCGAAGGCAGGGCCUUUGAAAGGGAAACUGGUAGCUGUUCUCUCACUAAAAAGCCGGCAUCGUUGUUCUUCAACUAAAGGAGUGGCUAAUCUUGAAUUCAUUCACGAUGAAAACGGAAUGAACUUUCAAAAUGAAAUAUCGCAUAUCCGGCUUUUUAUAUCCUCCAUUUUGCCGUCUUAUAUGGUUCCAUCGACUUGGCUUAUGGUCGAAUCUCUCCCUCUGUCGAGAAAUGGUAAAUUGGACCGUACUUCCGUCAUAUUGCAAGUCGACGGUCUAUCCGGUAACUAUCUAGGCGAGGAAAUGAGUCCUAGUGUCCAUGAUACCAGCCUUCCAAAAAGCAAGGCCGAGGAUACCAUAAGAAACAUCAUUGGCGCAGUGCUCAAUGUCCCAGCAAGCCAAGUGUCAAUGGACCAGAGCUUUUUGGCCAUUGGUGGAGAUUCCAUUACAGCUAUGCAACUCGCCUCUCGGUGCCGAUCGCAAGGUAUUCCAGUGUCAGUUAAGAGUGUGCUAAAAAGCAGAACAAUACGCCAGAUUAUUGCAGAAGUGACCAUCGGUCGAGAUACACCAUGCCUUACCAAGUGCGACGAUUUAGCAUUGUUAUCGCCAUUCUCACUAUUAUUGGGCGUGAGUCCAUCGGCUCUUGACGAGUUCACUAAAAAUGCUGGAUACGAAGGAGUGGUAGAUAUAGAGGAUGCUUACCCUUGUUCUCCAAUGCAAGAAGGCAUUCUGAUCAGCCAAGCUCAAGCACCAGAAACUUACAAAUUUCAUAUUAUUUGUGAAGUCCGUUGCAAUUCAUCUACAGACCCUAUUAAUGUCAGCCGCCUACGGCUAGCAUGGGCACGCCUUGUCGCAAGGCAUCAGUCCCUGCGAACUUUCUUCGUGGAGGGCCUCUCUCAAGAAAAUCUGUACACCCAAGUAGUUCUCAAGAAAUAUACCCCACGAGUAGAGUCCGUAGAGGAUCUUGACAGCCUGUUUCGGUACCCUAACGAUAAUCCUUUGGACUACAGCGAGUUAAUUCCCCCUCACCGUCUGACCAUCCUUGAAGAUAGGGGUAGGUUAUAUUUCAACCUGGAAAUUAACCAUACUCUUAUCGAUGGUGCGUCAAUGGCAAUAAUAUUACGUGACCUGGGGACCGCUUUUGACCACGAACUGCAGCCGGGCCCACUAUACAGAGACUAUAUUGCGCUUUCCCAGAAUCAGCCAAAGGAGGCAACGCUGGAUUUCUGGUUGAAGUAUCUUGAAGGCAUCAAACCUGUCUUCUUUCCACUGUUGCAUGACGAUCACCUCGGAACGAAGGAAUUGCGGACAGUGAAUAUUCCAAUCUCAGGAUUUAUCAUGACUAGCCUCCAAGCAUUUACUCGGGGAAAUGACAUAACGAUGGCAAAUAUUUUCCAGACGGUUUGGGCUGUUGUCCUUCGUGCAUAUACUGGAGAAUCUGAUGUUGUUUUCGGGUAUUUGUCUUCGGGGCGUGAAAUUGAUGGUCUGGACAUGGAAAAUGCUGUAGGCGCAUUCAUCACAAUGCUAGCUUGCCGUGUCCGUGUAGAUGAUUCUUCUACUCCUCUUGCCAUAGCGCGGAGUAUCAACGAAGACUUCAUUAGUUCCCUACCGCAUCAGCAUACGUCCCUUGCCGAAGUGCAACAUGCUCUCGGGUUAUCGGGUGAACGCCUAUUUAACACUAUCCUCUCUUUACAACGGCCCAUGGUACUGUCGUCCUCUAAUAAACACAUUGAAAUUGAGCCUCUCGGUGGAAGUGACCCGACUGAGUACGACCUGGGGGUUAGCAUCACGGUACAAGACGCAGCAAUUGACAUUGACAUCAGCUACUGGAGCACAAUUAUGUCGAAAAACCAAGCAGCUUUGUUAGCUUCAACAUUUACCACAGUUCUUUCUACUCUUCUAAUAAAACCAACAACAGAACUUCAUGAGGUGGACUUCUUGGGUGACCAGCAAACGGAAUACUUGAUUUCCCUCAAUAAUAGCCUUACUCCACCAGAUACCAUUUACGACUGUAUUCAUAGCCGUGUAAGCAGGCAGGCAUUUUUAUGCCCUGAGUCUCCUGCUGUUCGCUCUCUGGAUGUUUCUCUGUCAUAUUUCAGACUUGAAGAAUUAUCUUCAAAGCUUGCCGCGCAUCUAGCUACCUUUGGUGUCUGCCCUGAACAAGCAGUGCCUCUUUGCUUUGAUAAAUCUGCCUGGGCGAUAGUGUCGAUGUUGGCAGUUCUUAAAGCUGGCGGCGCAUAUGUAUCCAUGAGUCCAUCCCACCCGGCGCAGCAUCUAGCUAAUAUUAUCAGUCAGACUCAUGCCCGUAUCGUUCUCGUGGGGUCACAAAGCCACGCCGAUAAGGUACAAGAUUUAGUGAACCAUGUUAUUGUGGUAGAUCCCGCGCUCCUCCUCAAAUUACCGGAGCACGAACAGGGCGUUAUAACAUCUGCAUCUCCUGAUAAUGCAGCUAUGAUUAAUUUCACUUCUGGAAGUACUGGCAGACCGAAGGGUAUUGUGGUUCUGCAUAAGGGCCUAUGUUCUUUGGUAGAUCACAAUACCGAUAUGGGCCUUGAUAACAAAUCCCAAGUCCUACAAUUCUCUGCAUUUACAUUCGACACCAGCAAUGCCGAAAUUUUUCUCACACUUUGUAAUGGGGGUUGCGUUUGCAUACCUUCCGACUUCGAUCGGCUCAAUGAUGUUACUGGUUCCAUUAAUCGCCUCGGGGUAACUCAUGCUUUCCUUACUCCCUCUGUGGCCGGUUUUCUAUCACCUGAAGCGAUGCCGUCUCUUAAAAUGCUGGCGCUAGUGGGAGAAACCGUUACAGCCGACCUUGCUCAGAGAUGGCAAGAGAAAGUACGAUUGAUCAAUAGCUACGGGCCCGCAGAAUGUACUAUCAUGUCAUCCUUUGCUGUCUUAUGUGAGGGACUCCAAUCCACAAAUAUUGGAAAAGCCCAUGGAUGCAUAUUCUGGAUUACCGAGCCGGGGAAUAGCGAGCGCCUUGUCCCUGCAGGUUGCGUUGGCGAAUUGGUCGUGGAAGGACCUAUUGUCGCCAGGGGUUAUGUUAAUCAUGAGUUGACUCUCAAGGCGUUCAUUACGCCUCCUAGAUGGCGAAGAGACGGUGUGAAUGGAGCACGGCUCUACAAGACUGGAGAUCUGGUCAGGCAAAUGUCUGAUGGUAGUCUGAUCUAUAUAGGGCGGAAGGAUUCUCAGGUUAAGCUCAAUGGGCAGCGAGUGGAGAUGGGAGAGGUUGAGAAGGAGAUUAUCAACGAUCCUUCAGUCCAGCAGUCAGUGGUUUUGUUGCCAAAUAUAGGGCCAUACGCGAAGAAACUUGUCGCUGUUGUGGCCCUCAAGAACCAGUUGCCUACCCAGCCUCAUGUAUCAGAUAUGAUAUUGUUGUAUGACGACAAGUCGAUACGACAAACCACUACCAUUCAAAAUCGCCUGGCUGCUCUGCUACCCAGCUAUAUGAUACCAUCCGUUUGGCUAGUGUGUUCGAACUUCCCUUUGACAACUUCGCAGAAAGUUAAUCGCCCUAAGAUAUUACAGUGCGUGGAAAGCCUUGACGAAACCUAUGCUAAAGAAGAGAUCGAAGAGGUAGAUGAUACAGAGGUGGAUAAUUCCUCCUCCAGCCUAGCGGUUUUAAAACGCCUACAGGAGGUUAUUUCUCGGGUUCUAAACGUACCUAUCAGCCGUGUGUCCACCAAACGAUCGUUCUUGAACCUUGGUGGUGACUCCAUUACUGCAAUGCAAUUAGUUGUUAUGUGCCGCAACGAAGGCCUCAAAAUUUCGUUCAAAGAUGUUAUGAGUAGUUCAACAGUGGCCACAAUGGUGCACUAUAUGGAGGCUAUCAGCAAUUCUGCAUUACACCAAGAAGAGUUACUGGACACGCCUUUUGGUUUGACUCCUAUUCAACAACUAUAUUUCCAGGAAAUCUCCCAAGGCCAAACGGAUCCAUCGGCAAAUCAAUUCAACCAAAGCUUCCUUCUACGCCUUAUCCCCCGACUUCCUAUAGAGAAACUACGAGCAGGGGUUGACAUGAUUGUAGAGCAUCAUUCGAUGCUGCGCGCGCGAUUCCGGAAAUCACAUAAUGGCCAAUGGACGCAGAUUAUUACAAGGCCAGGGGACGCAGCUUACAGGUUCCGUGAGCGCUCAGUUUCAACAAAAGAAGAAGCACUUAGCCUUGCAGCCGGGGCUCAAACGCAGCUAGACAUACAAUCGGGCCCAGUGUUUGCCGUCGAACUUUUUAAUAUUUCCGGCAAUGACUCUCUGCUAUUUCUUGUUGCUCACCAUCUCGUUAUUGACCUGGUAUCAUGGCGCAUUAUUUUCCAAGAAUUAGAGGACCAUCUGGUCGGAAAUACGGCCGUGUCAAAUACUGUGCCAUUUCCAUUCCAAAGAUGGCAAAAGCUACAGGCAGACUAUGCCUCCAGACAUCUUACGGCGAGGUCUUCGAUCCCAUACUCUGUUCCAAAGGCGAACUAUGAAUACUGGGGAAUGAGGAAUAUAAAAAACAUUCAUGGCGAUUCAAUUCAGCUAGCAGCAUCAUUGUCCCCCGAAGAAACCCAGCUCUUACUGACUAACUGCCAUCAGGCUAUGAGAACCGAGCCCUUAGAUAUCUUUAUCACUGCUCUUUUACUCUCUUUUACUCAAACCUUUAAUCGCGAACCGCCCGCGAUAUUCAACGAAGGCCAUGGCCGCCAACCAUGGACUCCAAGCAUUGACCUCUCAGACUCUGUGGGUUGGUUUACGACCAUCUUUCCGUUCAAUUUGUUGGUAGAGCCGAAUGAUACCCCAGUGAACAUUGUGAGGCGCAUAAAAGACCAAAGGAAAGAAUUGCCAGCUAAUGGAUGGUCUUAUUUUACGUCAAAAUACCUCAACGAUGAUGGUGCGGAGAAUUUCAGGGAUCAUAUGCCGGUGGAAAUACUAUUCAAUUAUCUCGGGUUAUACCAAGGACUUGAGCGAGCGGAUAGAAUUUUUGAACUCCUCCCCUUUAAUAAAGGCGAUGUGGGGCCGGCUGUUAGGCGGUAUUCGCUCUUUGAUAUCAAUGCAUAUAUUGUUAACGGACGCGCAAAUUUUACUUUCUCGUUCAACAAAAAGAUGAAGCAUAUAGAGCUAGUUGGGGAUUGGCUCCACAACUUCACACAAUGCCUUAGGACUUUACCGCAAAAGUUGAUGGCCACAGAUUUUACCCUUACACGAAGUGAUUAUCCUCUGCUUCCAGUAUCCUAUGUUGCAUUAGAUGCACUCCAGGCGCACAAAAUACCUCAACUAGGACUAUCUCUAGCUGAUAUCGAAGAUAUAUAUGCUUGCUCUCCGUUGCAAGAAGGUAUGCUUUUGAGCCAAGCACGCACCGAAGGGACCUAUCUUUAUUAUGCGAUUAUGCAGGUUAAACUAGCGAGUGAAAAACCAAUUGACGCCCGACGACUUGCUUCAGCGUGGCAGCAAGUAGUUAAUCGCCACACCAUCCUCCGUACAAUUUUUUUAGCAGGUAUAUCCUGCCGGCCAUUUGACCAAGCUGUGCUAUGGAAGCACGAUAUGCAACCAUUGAUCCUAGUCUGCGACUCUUCUGAGCAGGCCGUUGCUACCCUAGAUGAUUUUGAGGCACUUACUGUCUCAGAAACCGCUCCUCCUCAUCGUAUGGCAAUCGCUACAUCCCGAGAUGGUGUCGCUUACUUUAAGCUUGAGAUUAGCCACGCAUUAAUGGACGGAACAUCAAUGGCGGUGCUUGUUAACGAGAUUGCUCAUGCAUAUACUGAUGGACUCCCUUCCGUCCCAGCUAUGCCCUACAGCGAUUAUAUAGCGCAUAUCCAAUCACAGCCCACCGAAGAAGCAUUAUCGUUUUGGGUAGCUUAUCUAGCUGAAGCCACCCCAUGCCAUUUCCCUCUCUUAUUGGAUUUCGUAGAAAGCCUGCCGAGCAUACACAAAAUAGAUGUUAUAGCCCCUGAAGCCUCGCAAAUGCGCCAGUUCUGCCAAGAAAACGAUAUAACUCUCGCAAAUGUGGUGCGUUUGGCAUGGGCGCUAGUUUUGUCUGCAUAUACAGGAGAGGAGCGGGUUUGCUUUGGAUACCUUACUGCUGGUAGAGAGCUCCCUCUUCCUGGAAUUGAAAAUUCGGUCGGGCCAUUCGUCAAUAUGCUCGUAUGUGCAGUUAAUUUUGCGGAAAUAGGCAACACAACGGUACUGUAUGAGCUCCGAGGCCUCCAAGAAGAGUACAUCAAGGCCUUGCCGUAUCAACAUGCAAGCCUAGCUGAGAUACAACAUCGUCUAGGGCUUGCAGGGCAAUCAUUAUUCAAUUCGGUUGUUAGUGUCCAGCGCCGUGAUGUCAACAAUGUUGUUCUAGGCGAUCUGCAAAUUAACUAUAUAUCUGGACUUGACCCCACUGAAUACGAUUUAACCAUCAAUGUCACAGAUACCAACCAUGGGUUCCAGAUAGACAUGGGUUAUCUGACUUCAAGGCUAUCUCCUGGACAUGCCAUGAAUGUAUCCGCAGCGCUGUCUGCAGCACUGUUCUACAUAAUGUCUAACCCGCUAGCCCCUGUGGCUUCAGUCAAUCUCUUUGAUGAUCAUCACAAUAAGCAAAUCCAAAGAUGGAAUGCCACUGCUCCUCCGUCUAUCUAUGAAUGCAUUCAUUCACUCUUCGAACGCAGUGCAAAAGUCUACCCUGAUGCGAUAGCUAUUGAUUCUUGGGAUGGAACUUUUACUUAUGCCAAUCUAGACAAAAAGGGGACCCAACUCUCCAAUAUACUAAUUGCCAUGGGUGUUGGCCCUGCAGACAUGAUUCCAAUAUGUUUUACCAAAUGUGCAUGGGCCAUCGUUGCGAUGCUCGGCAUUCUUAAGGCCGGUGCAGCUUUUAUCCCCAUAGACCCGGAUCACCCAGAGGCCCGUUUAGCAACUAUCAUUACCCAGGCUGCGUCAUCUCUAGUUCUUGUUUGCCCAGAAACCUCAAAGCUAAUUGUAGGCCUAACAAAAAAUGUUCUGGUGGUCUCCGCCUCUUCUACAUGGUGGAGGGAAGAGACAGAUAUUGCUUCUACCGGUUUGUUAGCAAGCCCUACGGACGUUGCAUAUGUUCUUUUCACUUCUGGCAGUACCGGAACACCUAAGGGUGUCGUUAUCGAUCAUUCUGCUGUUAGUACCAGCUGCAUACACCAUGGUCAAGAAAUUGGCUGCAGCUCCGAAACCCGAAUGUUUCAAUUUGCAGCAUACACCUUCGAUGCGUGUAUAUUGGAGAUUUUCACAACACUCAUCUACGGUGGAUGCAUCUGUGUUCCAUCGGAAGCCGAGCGCAUGAAUAAUAUUUCAGAUGCUAUCAAUCGACUGGGGUGUAACACAGCCUUUCUUACCCCAUCGCUUAUACGCAUUAUCCGCCCAGAUCAAGUACCCGGCCUAAAAACCGUGAUAUUGGGUGGCGAGCCCCUGGAUAAGGACAACAUUGAAAUUUGGGCAACGAACCUGCGUCUCAUGAAUGGCUAUGGACCAACCGAGACAUGUGUCUUCUGUAUCAUGAAAACAUUUACUGGGAGAAAGGACCGCCAUGAUGUGUUAGGUCGUUCGGUCGGUUCCGUUUCGUGGCUUGUUCGACCUGAUAACCACGAGCAGUUGGCUCCAGUUGGGUCAGUUAGCGAGCUUCUAGUUCAAGGUGGAACACUUGCUCGCUGCUACCUACUUGAUGAAACAAAGACUGCCGACGCGUUUAUUAAAAACCUCAGUUUUCACCCUACGCCAGAUGACCGAGAACAUAGCCGUUUCUACAAGACUGGCGAUCUGGUGCGCUACAAUAUUGACGGCAGUAUUACUUAUUUAGGACGGAAAGACACUCAAGUAAAAUUACGAGGACAGCGUAUUGAGCUUUCCGAGAUUGAGUAUCAAGUCAAGAGGAUUCUGCCUUCCAGCUUUCAAGCGGCUGUCGAGGUAGUCAUGCUCCGUGGCGAGAAAGAGAAAACACUUCUGGCUGCAUUCAUCUGUAACUCUGCUGCUACCGUAGUAGAACCCUUGUUUGCUGAUAUGACACCAGAUUCCAGGAAGCAAGUGGAAAGGCUCCGAACGUUAUUGUCUAACAUUCUGCCACAAUAUAUGCAACCAUCUUUCUACAUCCCCAUCAACCGGAUGCCAACCACUUCAGCCAAGAAGCUUGAUCGGAAACUUCUUCGUGACUCUAUGGCGGUAUUGUCGGAUGCUGAAUUGCAGAGAUAUUCUCUCGAUGACAAUCGCAGGCCCCCUAGUACAAAUACCGAGAAGGAGUUGCAGCAUAAGUGGAACGAAGUCUUGAAUAUUCCCAUGGAGCAGAUUCGAGCAGAUGAUCAUUUUUUUCAAGUUGGCGGUGAUUCUAUCUCCGCUAUGAGACUUGCUGCAAUCACUUCUCAAGAUCUUAGGGUCUCUGUAGCGGACAUAUUUAGCUAUCCACUCCUGUCUAGCUUGGCAGCUAUCAUAGACACUAGGCAAUACUGCCAAAUUUCGCGCAGCACGAAGCUAGAAGCAUUUGAGCUUUUGGCCAAAGCAGGAGAUAUAUCUCCAAUACUAACUAAUAUCGCAAAUGAGUGUGGGAUUCCAUUAGAUUUAAUUGAGGAUGCGUAUCCUCCCACGCCCCUCCAAGAGGGAAUGAUGACCCACUCUACUCUCAACUCUAAAGCAUAUAUCCUAAGGCGAGUCCUCCGCCUCAAUGCAUCCACUGAUAUAGCUCGAUUCCGAAUGGCCUGGGAGACUGUAUCUGAAAAUAAUCCCAUCCUUCGUACAAGGCUUGUUCAAACUACCGAUGCCGGGUUGAUACAGGUGGUGAUCAAAGGGGUUAUUGAAUGGAGGACUGCGGAGAGUCUACAGCAGUACCUUGAAUCAGAUACGGAUGAAAUAGUCGCUUAUGGUGCACCAUUGAUACGGUACGGAAUUACCGGGGAUGGCCACUUCGUUUGGACAGUGCACCAUUCAUUAUACGACGGCUGGUCCCUUCCCUUAGUCCUUGAUCAGGUCCGAUCUACCUAUGAAAAUGGCCUCUGCCCAGAUACCCCGGGUUUCAGUGUGUUCAUCAAGUAUCUCCAAGAUGCUGACGCUGAGUCCACAAAGAUGUUUUGGGAAAACCAAUUCGGUGGCCAGCGUCCAGUAACAUUCCCCGCCCUUGCAUCUCCAUCCUAUCGCCCAGCUGUCCAACACGCCGUGCAACACAGGUUUUCAUUUCCCGCUCUAGUUAAUUCGGAGUUCCUUAAAAGCACUAUCCUCCGCGCAGCGUGGGCGUUGGUUCUUUCUCGGUACACCGAUUCCCAGGAUGUUGUUUUUGGAAUGACCCUCGCUGGGCGCAACAGUCAAGUUAUAGGAAUCGAAAAGAUGGUGGGCCCGACCAUUACAACAGUACCUAUACGAAUCGUACUACCACCAACCAAAACUAUUAGUGAUUUUCUUAUCCAGGUCCAACAGCAGGCUUCGGAAAUGAUACCCUAUGAACAUUUUGGAUUACAAAAUAUUUCUAUGUUGAGCCCAGAGUGUGCUCGAGCCAUUGAAUUCCAAAAUUUGUUUGUGAUACAACCCGUCUUCGAUAAAACAGCCAGUAGCAUGCUCGCAUGUUGUGAAGAGGUUGAGUUACCACUGAAAAACUUUGAUAGUUACCCCCUGGUAGUGGAAUGCUAUGUUACAGAUGAUACAGUUCAAGUUGAGGCAAGAUACGAUAACUGUGUGUUGUCCAACUGGCAGGUUGAGAAUAUGAUGCAUCAUCUCAGCUACAUCUCGGAAAGUCUCUCAAAAAUUGAGUAUCGUCACCUUCGAAUAUCGGACAUAGAUAUGUUUGGCCAAAGAGACAAAGAGCAAGUGCUUCGAUGGAACAAUGCUUAUCCUGAAAGCGUUGAGUCGACUGUUCCUCUGCUGUUCGCGCAGCAGGUUGAAGAGCGGCCGUCAGCCUUAGCAAUCGAUGCAUGGGAUGGACAACUUACAUAUACCGAGCUUGAUCACCUUUCAAGCAUCCUCGCGCGGCACCUUGCAUACCUAGGAGUGGCACCAGAAUUGUUAGUCCCCCUGUGCUUUGAUAAAUCUUGCUGGGCUGUCGUGGCACAGAUGUCUGUCAUGAAGGCCGGUGGAGCUUGUGUGAAUCUUGACCCUUUGCACCCGCAGGCUCGCCUGGAAACAAUUGUGAAGGACUCUCGGGCGAGUGUCAUUCUUUGUGCGCCUCAGUAUUCCGAGAUUUUGGGACCAUCUACUCCCCAGAAUGAAGUCGUGGUAACAGAAGAGCUCAUACGCAGGCUGGGGAACUCUCCUGAGACUGACAUGAACAUAUCCCACCCAAACCCUGGAAACGCAGCGUACGUGCUCUUUACUUCUGGAAGUACAGGUAAACCCAAAGGAAUCGUCAUUGAGCACCGCUCGCUGUGUUCCAGCUCUAAAGCCCACGGCACAUGCUGGGGUAUCGGUCCCGACACUCGUCUACUGCAGUUUGCCGCAUAUACAUUCGACGUAAGCUGUGCAGACAUAUUCACCACUCUACAGCGCGGUGGCUGUAUUUGUAUCCCUUCCGAGCACGAACGUUUGAAUGCGCUUCCUGAUGCCAUCAACCGGUUCUGUUGCAAUUGGGCAUUUUUGACACCCACAGUAGCGAGCCUGCUUCCCUCCAACAACAUCCCGUCCUUAAAGAAACUAGUCCUUGGGGGUGAGGCAUCAACAUGGGAAACAAUCAAGAAAUGGCACAAUGUUCUCGAGUUAAUCAUCUGCUAUGGCCCUGCGGAGUGUUCCGUAUACUGCUCUGGAGCACGUCCUGCCACCGCUACGAGCGACCCAGCCAACCUGGGGGGCGCUAUUGGGGCGACGUACUGGCUUGCAGAUCCGAAUGAUUAUAACCGGCUCACACCCCUCGGUUGCGUGGGCGAGCUCUUGCUUGAAGGUCCCACCGUCGCCAGGGAGUAUCUCCACGACAUCGAAAAGACAAAACACGCGUUUGUGAAUGACCCUUCUUGGGCUUCACCCUUCACCUUAGAUACCCCUCGGCGCUUUUAUCGAACUGGAGAUCUUGUUCGUUACAACAGUGAUGGAACCAUUCGCUUUGUUGGUCGAAAAGAUACUCAAGUCAAAGUCCGUGGGCAGCGCGUGGAAUUAGGAGAGAUAGAGCAUGCAAUUCGUAUGUCUAUGAAUACUAUCACCCACGCCACCGUCGAUAUUAUCCUUGAUAUUUCAACAGGUCGGCAAUUAGUAGCUGCUUUCUUGCACUUCAGCAAUUUCGGCGGCAGUGCUGAGGUCAUGGAAAUGACAGAGACUCUCCGCCAGCAAUUUCUGGAUCUCCAAAAAACCCUCAGGGAAACCCUCCCAUCCUACAUGAUCCCGUCACUUUACCUACCGCUAACACGGAUACCCCUCACAGCGAACGGAAAGGUGGACCGGCGACAGCUACGUGAUCUUGUAGGCAGUCUGCCCUCAGCUGAUGUUACCAGCUACUCCCUUGCAUUGGAUGACAUCAAAAUACAGCCUACUACAGAAAAAGAAUUCCAGAUUCGCGAUCUUUGGGCGAGAGCUUUGCACGUAGAAGCUGACACGAUAGGCACCAGAGAUCAUUUCCUCCAUUCAGGCGGAGACUCAAUCGUUGCAAUGAGAUUAACAAGCCUUGCCCGAGCCGAGGGAUUAUCGUUGUCAGUCCAACAAAUUUUCAAGACGCCCAUUCUCUCUGACAUGGCUUCUCUAGCCCUAGCGGAAUCACCACAGGCCAACGGCUAUCCUGAUAGCUCGAUGAAUACACAGUUUUCUCUAUGUCCUGAGUUACCUGCUGAGGAUUUAAUAUCCAAGGUUGCUCAUGACGUUGGAACUACGCCCGAUAAUAUUGUAGAUGUUCUACCAGCGACUGACUUCCAGUCAUCCGCAAUUGCACACUCUAUGCUCAAGACGCGAGGGCUUCUCAAUUAUAUUUUCCUCGAGGGGAAGGGGGAGUUUCCGUGGGAUCAAAGCUUUAUCCAGGCGAGAUGGUCGAACUUCAUCCGCACCCACCAGAUUUUACGAACCGUUUUUACUUCGCACAAAAAUCGAUUCUAUCAGGUUAUUCUGAAACAGGUCUCGCAGAGCAUUGCAUGGUAUAAAACCGACAUCGACAUCAACUCCUUCUGCGCCGAAAUAUACAAGAAAGACGUGGAAUCCGACCGUAGGCUUAGUGAUCCACUGACAAAAUUGAUGAUGGUCGGAAACAAUGAACAGCACCGACUUGUUAUCCGUAUAUCCCAUGCCCAAUAUGAUGGAAUAUGUCUACCCAUGAUUUGGCAAAGUUUACAAAACUCAUUUUCAAGCCAAGUUUCUAUCCGUGAGGUCCCCUUUACGAACUACAUAUCGACUAUUGCUUCACAACGUAGUAUCACAAACUCCCGGACAUACUGGAAGAAUCUGUUAGCAGAUUCUACAAUGACAGCUGUGGUAAUGGAGUCCAGGCCGCAUUAUCAGAAUAUCAACGACUUACACAUAAGGCGAUCUAUCUCCAUCCUGCCACAAGGCAUAUUAUCAAGCCAAGGGAUUACUUUUGCAACCGUCCUCAAGGCUGCAUGGGCAAUUGUUCUCGCCUCUUUGUCAGGAAAAACAGACAUAAUUUUUGGCCACGUAACCUCCGGCCGCAAUGUUCCAGGAAACGAUAUUGAACGAGCCAUCGGCCCCUGCAUCAAUAUUAUCCCUGUCAGAGCUCAAAUUGACCCUACGACUACUGCCAAUAAUCUUCUACGGCAACUACAGUCUCAGCACCUUGCUAGUAUAGCUCAUGAGUCGACCGGGAUGCGAGAUAUUGUCCGUUAUUGCAGCCCAUGGAAACCUUACACUCGCUUUAGCACCAUAGUACAGCACCAAAAUAUUGAUCAAGCAUCUGUAGUUACGUUGGGUGGCAAGCCAUAUACGGUUGGUGAUUUCUGUCCUCCAGCAGACGAGGCAGACAUCGCUAUCAAGACAACUCCCCUAAAUGGAAAUCAGCUUGAGGUUCUUCUUAUUUCCUCAUCACAGUUACUCGGGGAGGCCACUGCGAAUAAUUUCUCUUCCCUUCUUUGCGAUACCAUUCAGAAGAUUUAUCACCCAGACCGCCGAUAUACCCUUCUUGCUGAUUGGAUAGGCCAUGGACAAUGUGAUGUAUUGCUACCGAUAUCCCGCGCAGAUGCAAACUCUCAUGCGAUUGCACGCGAUCCUCUCAAGUUGGGGACUGAAAAGUUGUUACUAGCUAUGCAAAAGGAUUGGAGGGAUGCUCUUGGCCAACCAGGCUUACUGAUAAACUGGGACUCAGACUUUUUCGCUGUCGGUGGCGAUUUGGUGUCCAUUGUAUUACUCACUACAAUGUGGAUUCGGCAAGGGUAUAGGGUUGUUACAGAACAGUUACUAUUCGAUUCGCAAGCUGCGGGAAUGGCGCAAGUAUUACUACAGUCAAGAGACUACUAG
Microsporum canis CBS 113480 is the source of this 18639-nucleotide messenger RNA. Its product is annotated as peptide synthetase. Gene Ontology annotation, molecular function: catalytic activity; phosphopantetheine binding. Gene Ontology annotation, cellular component: cytoplasm. The transcript is spliced from 4 exons. The record is from RefSeq and is a predicted model, not a curated record. Gene Ontology annotation, biological process: amino acid activation for nonribosomal peptide biosynthetic process; secondary metabolite biosynthetic process. Lineage: Eukaryota; Fungi; Ascomycota; Eurotiomycetes; Onygenales; Arthrodermataceae. Bases 1 to 18639 code for a protein of 6212 amino acids.